GCUCCGGGUGUGGCUGCUGUAAAGUUGUUUCGUCUCCAAAGCGUCCUGUGCGUAACUCUGCCCCAUUGUAAACCAACCUGACUGUGCGCAAGUGAACUGCGAGAGGACCUUUUACUGCAGUCUGACGGACACCAGAGAGCCGCAGGACAGACAUCAGAUCAUGUCCGGUCUGAAGGCGGUUACUGUCAUCGGCCUGGGGGUCGGAGUCCUGCUGGUCGCUCAGUCCAGAGACCCGCUGAACGCAGGACGCAGCGCGGAGUCCACAUGGAGCGAAUCUGGUCUGCAGGGAGCUCCAACCCGGGCUGUCCUCUGCAUCCUCGCCGCGGUUUCCCUCCUCGCCUUGCGCUGGCUCUACCGGCUGCUCUUCAGUCCGCUGGAGCUGCUGAAGGCGCCGGAGGAUGUUGGAUACAUCGCCGAGGACGGUCGCACCAGAGCGCAGGCGGCCAACGAGGUGCGCCGCAGGAGGAAAGUCGGGGAGCUGCCUCCGGUUUACCCAAACGGCUGGUACCGAGUGCUGGACUCACACAUGCUGGAGAGGGGCGAGGUCAAAAGUGUCUUUAUUCUAGGUGAGCAGCUGGCGGUGUUUCGGGGCCAGGAUGGGAAGGCCUAUGUCCUGGACGCCUACUGCCCUCACCUGGGUGCCAACCUGGCUGUGGGAGGACGGGUGUUUGGAGGCUGCAUCGAAUGCCCGUUUCACGGUUGGCAGUUUCAGGGCAGCAAUGGCAAAUGUGUGAAGGUUCCCUAUUCAGAUAAAGUUCCAGAGAUCGCCAAGGUGCGCUCGUGGCCCAGUUGUGAGGUCAACAAGCAGAUCCUGGUCUGGUUCCACUGCGAUGGAGAAGAACCUCAGUGGAACCUCCCAGAACAGCAGGAGAUCACAAGGGGGGAGUGGGUGUACCGAGGGAGAACCGAGCACUUCAUCAACUGUCACAUACAGGAGAUUCCUGAAAAUGCAGCAGAUGUGGCUCACCUGGCUCACCUGCACACUCCGGGCAUGAUGAGCGGAGUAGAUCUGCGAUACACCAACAGCAAAACCUGGCAAUUUUUGAGACACGACUGGAAGGCUCAGUGGAUACCAGAGUCGGAGCCCAACAAACAUUGUUCCCAGAUGCUGGUGAAACAUGCGCUUACCAUCUUCGGAUACCACUGGUCUUUGCUGGAUGUUGACGUCGUGGCCAGACAGGUGGGUCCAGGUGUGGUGUACCUGCAGUUCAAACACGGUUUUCUGGGCCGAGGUGUGAUCAUGCAUUGUGUGACUCCAGUGGAGCCUCUGCUGCAGUGCGUCUCUCACACCAUCUUCUAUCAGUCUAACAUCCCACCGCUGGUGCCCAAAUUCAUCCUCAAAGUCGAGAGCAUUCAGUUUGAGCGCGAUGUGAUGAUCUGGAACAACAAGAAGUACGUCUCCAAACCUCUUCUCGUAAAGGAGGAUUCGGCCAUCCAGAAGCACCGACGCUGGUUCAGUCAGUUCUACAGCGAAAACAGUCCUCGGCUGCAGUACCAACGCGACACUUUAGACUUCUGACCUCCCUGAACGGCAGCUGGAGACUUUAAACAGGACAUAGGCUGACCUUUAAUGUCAGAGGAGGAAGUCCACGGUUGAUUUUUGUUCUGUCACAUGUAGUAAAUUAAAGGAGGAAAAGGGAAGCUUGGAUUCUUCAUUCAAUGAGACUGUGUUCUUUUAAAACCAAGCAUUUUACAUUAUUCAAACUUCUUUUUGGCCUUGUAAAAGCCAAUUACAUGACUUCCCAGCCUCGUAUACAGUAGAAAAGUGCCUGACUGAGUGGAUUCAGCCCAUAAAUGUGAAAUUUUGAUUAAGAAAUGCCUUGUUGUAACACUGACACCAGCUUAAUCUGCACAAUUUAGAUAAUUAAAUAUACCAUGUCUUGUGAUUCAGUGAACUUUUCAGCAGAUAUGUGAAUGUUUUUCUUUCUGUAAUGCUAGAUUGGGGUUAAUAUGAACUACCUUCCUCUAUUUUGAGGUCAGUGAAAAGGUUUCUUCUGAAGUAUGUGUCACAAUACAAUGAUUAAGAGCCACUUUCGUUCCGGUGUUGGCGUUAUCUGUGUUAGAAAAUCUUAAUCUGGCCUCCAGGUUUAGAGCUUUAAUGUGUAAUCACCUUGGGCUCGGCCUCAGCUGCAGGUGUGUUUGUUUGAUGAUUGAUAUCUCCGGUUAUUCAGCAGUCAGCUGAUUGUUGUAGAUACAGUACAGUACAAUGAUAACUUAAAGGACCCCUCCUCCACUUUUAAACUUGGGUCUUAGAAGUUUGUCACUUUAAAUGGCGUUGACGUGAAUUUUAGUUCUUUAGAGAAACUACUGUGCAAAGGUUUCAGGCUCUAAAAGUCAACUGAGGGUGCUUUCAAAAAUAAUAACCAACUUCAUGUCUUUAGUUGUGCAUAAACAUGGACAAACCCUCCGUAAUUUCACACAUGGGUUCCCUCAAGAGCCGUUUUAAAGCUCAGUGCAGUGGCUUUAAGCCUUAACACAAUUUAAAUGGGGGAGUUGUAUAAUCAUUCACCAACUGUAUGGUUGUCAUAAACACCAAAAUUAGCUGAAGAGACCAAAAUAGUCUUUUGUACCAGGCUGUAAACACGUUUAUUUCAGCUGUAAAGUUGGUCAUUUUAACAUGGGGGUCUAUGGAGUUUGACCCACUUCUCAGGCCAGCCUCUAGUGGCCAGUCGAGGAACUGCAGUUUUCAAUGUUGGCGUCAUUUUUCAUCCUGGAGGUUGCUGCUAGAGCAGUAAAAACAGAAAAUAGCUCUGAUAGAAUCAAUACUUUGAGUGAAAACCGUUAACCUUUAAAAUAAUUCUUGUUGAAACACUUGCAGACAGCUUCAUAUACCUGUCAUGUUGGCCGUUUAAGCAUCUCUGGUCAGUUCUUCUGUGGAUUCGUGCUGUUUUAGUGUCUUGUCUUUCAAUGUUAAUGAUCUCAGCAUCCCUGGACUCUAAAGGCUCUAAGUGACCUAAAUCUGGUGCUGAUGUACUGAGUCUUGUUCUGCUUAUGGUUAAAGGUACUUCUUUAUGAUGACUCCAGCUAUAUGACAUAUGGGUUGACACAAAUCAUCAAAUUUUUACGACAGUUUCUUCAGGACCUUCUCUCAUUUGCGUGAAUGUUUUAUAGCAUGAAAUAUGAAUAUUUAUAAAGAUAUUCGUUUUUGCCUGGUAUAUAAAAUACUUAUACAAACAGGAGAAUACGAGACCGUAUAUUUUCAAAUUACCCAUCGACGCACAGUUAGCACAUUUAAAUUUGGGGUUAUAUUUGGAUGAUAAUGUCUUAGGAACUAUUAAAGAGAAAAGCCUGAAAUUUUUACAGUUAUUUUUCCAUCAUACCAUUGAUUCAGAAUCUGCAAUAUUGGACCAGUAAAUGGAAAUAAUAUGGAAAUAAAAUGAAGCCCAUCUUUUAGCACAAAUUAACAAAGAAAUUCAUGAUGCAAAAGUCAACUAGUGAUAAUUUCUGAAGCAUAUGUAGCUGAACAAACAAAAUACAUGGAAUACAUUUUAAUAUGAACUGCUUGGCCACAAAAAUUAAAAUAAAGUUGCUUUUCAUUGAAUUUUCAAAACUUACUGAGCAGAUAUGAUCAAUUUUACCACAAAAGAAAGGAGAUAGCAUGCAGUCGAUUUUUAGGCCUUUUAACUCUUUAAAUUCUACUAUAAAAAUGUAAUCAAGAAUCACAUUAUGGGUGCAGUUAGAGUGAACCAAAACUGUUACUGGCUGGAAAUAAAACACUGGUGCAGCUUUAAUUGACCCUUUCCACCUACAUGUAGUGAAGUGAUCUUUUGCUAAUGUGAAAAUGUUGAUUAUAUCCACUGUAUGUACACUACCGUUCAAAAGUUUGGGGUCACUUAGAAAUGUCCUUAUUUUUUAAAGAAAAGCAGUUUUUUUUCAAUGAAGAUAACAUUAAAUGAAUCAUAAAUCCAGUCUAGACAUUGAUUUAUAUUCAUUAAUGUGGUAAAUAACUAUUCUUGCUGGAAACGGCUGAUUUUUAAUGGAAUAUCUCCAUAGAGGUACAGAGGAACAUUUCCAGCAACCAUCACUCCUGUGUUCUAAUGCUACAUUGUGUUAGCUAAUGGUGCUGAAAGGCUAAUUGAUGAUUAGAAAACCCUUGUGCAGUUGUGUUAGCACAUGAAUAAAAGUGUGAGUUUUCAUGGAAAACUUUUGAACGAUACUGUAUGUGUACGACCCAACAUGUUGGACUAUUGUUUUAACAAAAAUAAUCAGUUUACAGACUUUUGUCAAUCAGAUAUUAUAGUAACAAAUGAUGAACUGAUCCUUGCAGUUUGUUCAGAUGCUGACUGUGAAAUGAAACUUUGCUUUAACCUCAUAAGAUACUGAGGCUGAAAUAAAGAUGACUCAUUUUUACAGGUGACAACAAA
Messenger RNA from Amphiprion ocellaris (clown anemonefish), 4364 nucleotides. Its product is annotated as cholesterol 7-desaturase nvd. Gene Ontology annotation, molecular function: 2 iron, 2 sulfur cluster binding; chlorophyllide a oxygenase activity. The record is from RefSeq and is a predicted model, not a curated record. Bases 161 to 1519 code for a protein of 452 amino acids. Gene Ontology annotation, biological process: cholesterol metabolic process; chlorophyll biosynthetic process. Gene Ontology annotation, cellular component: chloroplast. The transcript has 7 exons. NCBI's taxonomy places the organism in Eukaryota, Metazoa, Chordata, Actinopteri, Pomacentridae.